AUGCAAAGCCGGCUGCCGACGCCAAUUAAGCCUCAAGUCCUAGCGAAAUAUUUAGAAGGUUACGACCAUGAAUUAACCACAUUUCUGCUGGAUGGUUUCACGGACGGCUUCCGUUUAGAAUAUCAGGGAAUUCGCGCUAGCAGUUUCUGCCCGAACUCGCCGUCGGCUAGUAAGCAUCCAGAGGUCAUCGAUAGGAAAAUUGCAUCUGAGCUACAAGAAAGUAGAAUUCUCGGCCCGUUUGAUUCUCCACCUACGCCCGAUUUUAGGGCAUCCCCCAUUGGUGUUGUCCCUAAGAAGGAACCUGGGGACUUUCGUAUGAUCCACAACCUGUCGUACCCUCGCCAAGGCGAUUCCAUUAACAAGGGCAUCCCCAAAGAUCUUACUAGUGUUAAAUAUUCUUCUAUCUAUGAUGCAAUUUCCUUCAUCAAAAAGCAGGACAAACAGGUUAACCUAGCGAAAUGUGAUGUUAAGUCGGCUUUCCGUAUCAUUCCCGUUGCUCCCGAAGAUUACCCCUGCUUGGCUUCGAGUGGCGGGGAAAAUACUAUAUGGAUCGGGUGUUACCGAUGGGGGCCAGCAUUUCCUGCUCCCAUUUCGAAAGGUUUAGUACUGCCAUAG
This is a messenger RNA of Lineus longissimus, 615 nucleotides long. RefSeq lists its product as uncharacterized. The record is from RefSeq and is a predicted model, not a curated record. The transcript has a single exon. Bases 1 to 615 code for a protein of 204 amino acids. Lineage: Eukaryota; Metazoa; Nemertea; Pilidiophora; Heteronemertea; Lineidae.